AUGGACCCAGCUGAUGAUGGAACUGGCUCAGACGUGCGCCUGGCCGUCCUCUUCGCGCAGCAGAAGCGAUUAAGCUCGCGGGCGCGUCAGGACUUCUUCACGCGCCUGGUCGAGGAUGAUGUGCCCAACAAGACAGUAGAGGCCGACUUGCAGGCCCCGUCGCAGCUGCCACGCCGGCAUCGCCCGAGGGCUGUGCCAGCGAGGUCUCUGCGUCUAGAGCAGGCGGCCAGCGUGGCCUCGGAAGAGACCACGGAACUCAGCGCGACCUUGGCAAGGUCCGAGGUGAGCAGCAUCACGCCCUCCCUCGGCAGCGCUGCACGCAUGGAAGGCCUUCGUGGUCGCCGUAGCACGGCCAGUGAGCGCCGGAUGCUGCAAAGGUCAGUGGCCGUAGUGAGUCGCCUUUACGACGAGCUCCUGCUUCUGAGCCUCCGUCGGCCAAAGUUGGGCGAAGCUGCGGCGUCGUUGCUGCAAGAGCUCGCCGGGCCGGGGGUCACCGAGCAGGCUGAAGAGGAGAUCGCCGGUGUGCUCUCUCGCUGUGUGGCCGACGUGCGACGGAUUCGUCUGGAGCCACCAGGUGCGAGUGAGGACCCGGAGCUUCCGAAAGACGAGGCGCUACAGAAGGAGAGUGGCUCCUGGUGUGCACAAAGCUGA
Molecule: messenger RNA, 651 nt
Organism: Symbiodinium sp. CCMP2592
Lineage: Eukaryota; Dinophyceae; Suessiales; Symbiodiniaceae
Source: the annotation of a GenBank genome assembly